AUGGACAGCCACAUCUGCCCGAUCUGCCACGAGAGCAAGGACCCGCACAGAGCCAGGUUCGCGCACGUGCGCUUGGGCUUGGGCGAGCCCCCGGAGCCCGUAUUAUGCAAGUGCAAGGACCCGAUGACAAUCAUCACCUCGGUGCAGCAGAAGAUCGCGAGCUUCGUGAGCAACGUGAGGUCCAACGAUCACGUCGUCAUUGACGUCCCGGACGUGAGCGGGUACUCGGGUGUGUUCCUGGCCAAGGCCGACGGCGAGAAGGUGUACGUGUUCUGCUACGAGUUCGGCUACGUGAUCACAAUCACAGACCCGAAGUUGGACGUGGUCACCUGCAUGGCCACAGUCACGCACAAGGACCUGCCCGAGAUGACGCACACGCCCGACGUCGUGCUCGCGGAGAUGAUGAUGGACGGGAGUCUGAUCUACGUCGACACCUUGUCCAUGAACAGCGACGGGAAGCUGCCCAAGAGCAUGAACAUGUCUGUGUGCCCGAUCAGGACGGAGAGGCCGCCCUUCAUCUACCGCAAGAGCUGGGACCAGUUGCCGUCCAAGGUUCAGUUGGAGCUCGAGCCCACGCCCAACGACGGGAUCAUAUUCACGAACAAGUUCAGGACCAUGCGCUUGAAGCAGCCCACGGUCGACCUCCUGUACAUGGACGGGAAGCUGCACGGGAGCGACGGCGCGAUGAUGGUCAGGGUGACGGACGGGAGCCCGGAGAUGGAGGGGGAGACGGUCUACGAGCUCGACGUGGUCAAGGACAAGGACACGGGCGCGAUCAAGGUCACCAACCCGAGACAGAGGCCGCUCAAGAAGCUGGCCAACUCCAUGGACGUCAUUAAGAGGGCAAUCGCCAGCGCGAGUGCGGACGUGUCCACGAACACGGUGCUGUUGGACAUCACAUCCAUGUCCUUCUCCAUGAGGGAGCGCGUGUACGAGAUGGCACAGUCCAGGGCGCCCGCGGCCGGGAAGGUGAUCGUGUCCUUCGGUGUGGGGUGGUUCCAGGAGUGGAAGCAGAUGUUGGACGAGGGCUUCUCCUGCAUUGCGGUUGACCCCUAG
Molecule: messenger RNA, 1056 nt
Organism: Baudoinia panamericana UAMH 10762
Lineage: Eukaryota; Fungi; Ascomycota; Dothideomycetes; Mycosphaerellales; Teratosphaeriaceae
Exons: 2
Coding region: 1-1056 (351 amino acids)
Source: RefSeq, a predicted model, not a curated record